AUGAAUUACUCUCUGAUAAGACUAAUGGUUAUAAAGGCACUGAUUGUGGAACAUUGUCGCAUUAAAAAAAUAUAAUCUUAUGAUAAAGACAUUCACUUUACAGAUCUAAAGUUUUUGUAAACUGCAAAAAAUGCCACCACGUCUUUUUGUUCUUUUAACGUUUAUAUUUCUAGUUCACCAAAACCUAGCCAUUUUGAAACAGCCUCAUUUGCAGCGACCUUUUGUCACACCACAAUCAUUUUGUCGAAACUGUGAUUCAAAACUGCAAGCCUUACAGUUUCAUCAACUUGUGUUAUCCACUUUGCAGAAGGACGUAGUUAGCAAAAAGUUGGUUGAGUUGGAUGAGUUGUUGAGCCGAUGUGGCUCAAAGGAAGUGGACAUUCGUGAAAUUACGAUAACCGAAGCUCAAAAGUUGUUUCGAUCUGGAUCCCUGACGUCCUCUCAACUUACUCAAUGUUACUUGAAACGGAUUGAAAUGAUGGAUCCCCAUCUUAAGUCUGUGAUUGAAGUAAAUCCAGACGCUGUCCAAAUAGCAGAACAAGCCGACAAGGAUCGCUUCCUAGGAAAGCCCAUCAGUCUCAGCCCAAUUCACGGCAUUCCAAUUCUUAUCAAGGACAAUAUGGGAACUUUUGAUAGGAUGGAAACUACUGCAGGGGCCGUGGCAAUGGAACGCUUAAGGCCAAAAUCGGAUGCGGACGUUGUCAAGAAAUUGAGAGCUGCUGGGGCUGUGAUUUUGGGCAAGACGAACCCAUCGGAAUGGGCAUACUUUCGAUCCGACGACAUUCCGAGCGGGUGGAGUGGCAGAGGCGGACAAACGCUAAGCCCUUACAAUCUGACGUCAAAUCCUUCUGGUAGCAGCACUGGCUCGGCUGUGGCGAUAUCAUCAAAUUUAGGACUUGUCGCCCUUGGAACAGAAACAGAUGGGUCAAUCAUUGCUCCUUGUUCGAAAGGAGCACUUGUUGGCCUCAAGCCUACGAUUGGGACAGUGUCGACAAGGGGAGUGAUUCCAUUGGCAUUUUCACAAGAUGUGGUGGGUCCAAUGACAAGAUCUGUUUCGGAUGCUGUAAUUUUGAUGAAAGCGAUAAUGAAUUUAGAUUUUCAGCCAGAUGUGCAUCCUAACAUUAUUAAAGGUGUCGACAGAAGGAAGUUUAACGUUGGUGUUGUACGAAACUUUUGGGAUAAGAAAGACGAGACGAUAGCACCAAUGAUCCCACAACUUGAAUCCAGCUUAGCAAAGUUGAGCGAAUCUGGGAUGUUAUCAAUUGUGGAUAACAUUCAAGCUAAUCCAAAAAUUUUGGCUGAUAUCACUGCCGACAAUGAAAUGAUCGUUCUCCGACACGAAUUCAAAUACUCUUUGAACAAAUAUAUUCGACGAGAUGUGGUACAUUUGGAAAAUGAACUACAAAGAAAGAUAAGUUCACUGGCAGACAUUAUCAAAUUUAACAUUGAGCACCCCACUCCGGAAGGAUACAACCAAACCCACUUGAUUGGAGCUGAGGCCACGGAUGGACUUCAGAACACGACUUACCAAAAUGCACGAGAUACAAAUAGAAAGCUGUCUCGAAAGCUGCUGAGCGAAGUAAUGGACAUGAACCGAGUGGACGCCAUCGCUGCCCCCUGCGCUUCCAAGGACUCACGAGAGCUCUACAGCAUCGGAGCUGCUGCUGGAUAUCCAUCCAUUACGGUUCCAGUUGGUGUCGAUGAAUCCCAUAUGCCAUUCGGGAUUUGCUUCUUGGGAAGACAAAAUUCAGACUUUUUACUUUUGGAAAUUGCCCGUGUAAUGGAAGCGGUAUUGUCAGGAACAAAUGAGGGUCGUGUCACACCCCAAUUUAAGUGGUGAUUAUGUGUGAAAUGACAAUAUUUGUUUCUUUUUUUAUUUUGAUCAAAUAUUUUGCUAUAUAAUUUACUUACAAAUAGUUUGGACUUUAUCGUUAGAAAUAUUAGUACUAAUUAAAAUUAAUUAAAUAAUCUGAACAAA
Messenger RNA from Folsomia candida, 1978 nucleotides. RefSeq names its product probable amidase At4g34880. The record is from RefSeq and is a predicted model, not a curated record. Lineage: Eukaryota; Metazoa; Arthropoda; Collembola; Entomobryomorpha; Isotomidae. Bases 131 to 1840 code for a protein of 569 amino acids. The transcript has 6 exons.